This is a messenger RNA of Silurus meridionalis, 2263 nucleotides long. RefSeq names its product G protein-coupled receptor 45 (gene gpr45). Gene Ontology annotation, biological process: G protein-coupled receptor signaling pathway. The record is from RefSeq and is a predicted model, not a curated record. Bases 544 to 1662 code for a protein of 372 amino acids. NCBI's taxonomy places the organism in Eukaryota, Metazoa, Chordata, Actinopteri, Siluriformes, Siluridae. Gene Ontology annotation, cellular component: membrane. The transcript is spliced from 4 exons. Gene Ontology annotation, molecular function: G protein-coupled receptor activity.
UGGCUGACUGAUUGAUUGGUUGCCAGGCGUUCCGCAUUGCCAGCCUGUAGAGGCGGCUCUUAUUUUUCCCCCACAGCAAUAACACUUUUAUGGAUUGGGAGAAAGGACAGGUGUUAGACUGAUGGAGCUCUGAUUCACGAGCGGAUCAUGAGAGAGAGAGAGAGAGAGAGAGAGAGAGAGAGAGAGAUUUGUCUGUGUGUUUGGCUGUAUAUGCUGUAGAUAAACAGGUAGGUAAAGGUUAAAGACGACGAUUUACACUCUUAAGGAGUUUGAAGAACAAAAAGAAAAACAAAAGAAGUUUUAAGAGAUCCUGAAAUUGCUACAGGCGAUACCAAAAGUUGAAGGCCUCAGAAACAACAGAAAAAUAAUAUGCUAGCCUCUGCUUAAUUCUCUGUCUACAGCAUUAUACACCGUUCCUGUUCUUAUGGUAACCAUGGCAUAGUAUCACUUGGAUUGCCAAUGGCAUGGACUGAGCAGUGGAUGAUAGCAAGGAUUAGCAUUGACUUUACUAACAUGGACUGAUAUUAGUUUGGAAUAUCUGCCAUGUCUGACUGUAAUGCCAGCUCUGUGGAACAAUGUGGCUUGCUUGGACCCGCAGAACCAGAGAUGCAGGAGGUUCAGACUAGUUUGAUUCCUGUUGUGAUAAGGGUGGCCUUGGCCACCAUCAUGAUAUUCAUGAUCACCAUUGGUUUCUUGGGCAAUUCAAUAGUGUGUUUGAUCGUCUAUCAGAAGCCAGCAAUGCGAUCAGCUAUCAAUCUGCUUCUAGCCACGCUAGCCUUCUCAGACAUUAUGCUUUCUCUGCUGUGUAUGCCUUUCACUGCUGUGACUGUGGCCUCCACUGACUGGAGUUUCAGAGUAGGGUUCUGCCGAGCCUCUGUCAUGCUUUACUGGUUCUUUGUUCUGGAAGGCGUCUCCAUCCUGCUCAUCAUCAGCGUGGAUCGCUUUCUUAUUAUCGUGCAGCGGCAGGACAAGUUAACACCACAUCGUGCCAAAGUUCUGAUUGCAGCCUCCUGGGCUCUGUCCUUCUGCGUGGCACUUCCAUCAAUUGUAAGCUGGAGGACAGGUAUUAUCGUGGAAAGAGUGCCCCAGUGUAUCCUGGGAUAUAGUGAGUCACUGGCAGAACGGGGUUACAUGGUGCUGCUAGCAGUGGCAGUGUUCUUUGUUCCAUUUAGUGUCAUGCUGUAUUCCUACAUGUGCAUUUUGAACACAGUGCGGAGAAAUGCGUUGCGCAUCCACACCCACGUUGCAGAAGACAAUGUGGGUCUUAAGCUGGGACUUACGGGUCUGCAACGCCCACCACAGGUCAACGUGGACAUGAGCUUUAAAACCAGAGCCUUCACCACCAUCCUCAUCCUCUUCAUUGGAUUUUCUGUGUGCUGGCUGCCUCAUACAGUGGUAAGCCUGUUGGCCGUUUUCAGCCACCGCUUCUAUGUCAGUCCAGCAUUUUAUCCAGUCAGCAUAGGGGCUCUGUGGCUCAGUUACCUGAAGGCUGUAUUUAACCCUGUCAUCUACUGCUGGAGGAUCCGCAAAUUUCGUGAAGCCUGUUUAGAUUUUAUCCCCAAAACUUGCAGACUCUGUCCCAAAAUCCCUGGGAGAAAUCAUAGGCGUAUAAGACCCAGCAAUAUUUAUAUCUGCAGCAGUGAGUCCCAGUCUGCAGUUUAGUAUUUGAAUUUGCAACAUGAAACAUGGUAACACUUUUCAUUUUUGGUUACAGUCCAUUAGAAACAUAUUAAUUACAAUCCCUGACUAUCACCUGCAUGGGAUACAAUGAGAAAUGUUUAUUUCAGCAGCACAGAUACCAGUUAUUGCAUGGGUUAUAGUUACUGGUGGUGAUUUUUAAAUCUGUGCAUUUAAGUUAAACAAACAAAAACAAAAGCCAUACUUAUUAACAAACAAACCACCAGUUUUCUAUUUGAUCUAAUACUGAAAAACAUGUACAACCAAAACAAAUAAUGAGAAGCCACAGUUUUAUUUUAAAGAAAUGUUUAGAAAGAAUCUUAACCACACAACCAUUUAAAACCCUAUCAAUAAUACCAAAUAAAUCACUUCUUGUAAAUUGUGUCAUCUGAGUGGAAAUACAGCAAUAAAAUAAUGCAAUAAUGCUGCAGUGCCUCAUGAUUAAGUGUGUAAUGAAAAAAAAGUUAUAUGUGAAGACACAGUUCUCAAAAUGCCAUUUAGAUUGUGAACAUAUAACCAUUUGUUUAUUUUUUUACAGAAGGCAUGCUGAAACAGAAAUCACUAAAAAAGAAAAAUGCAUUGAGUA